GCUUCUGUCCAUGGUGCUGAAGAUUCGGCUGGCUCUGUCCGGGGUGCUGAACACGCUCCAGGGGUUUGCUGGGCUUAUUCUGAGGCUGCUGUAACACCGGUCUAGUCGACUCCUGCCCGGUGCCGGUCGUGUAUUCCGGGAUAGAGCCGCUGCAGGGUUAGGGUUAAAGUGAAUCUUCCAGCCCCGGAGAUGUCGGAGCGGAGGGGGAGGGGAGGGCAGUAGUCUGAGCGGAAGAAAAUGAGUUCAGAGGUCAGAUACUGAGACACCGGAGGACCAGGGGAGAGCCAAUCAACGAGAGAGAGGACGAGCCUCAGCAUCAAAAUGAGCCAAGAAACAACAGAGACACGAACAAGAACCCGCUCUAAAACCAACCGAGCGUCUUCAGAGCUUGCAGGACAGGACAUGAAGCAGGACUUAAGCAGCUGCCCCACCCCUGGAUGUGACGGGAAAGGCCACGUGAGCGGACGAUACUCACGGCACAGGAGCGCUCUGGGAUGCCCACUCGUGAAGAAAAGAAAGCUGGAGGAGGCCGAGGCCGAGGAGAACCAGUUGGCUCCUAAAAGGAGGAACCAGCCUGCUAAACAGACGCCUGACGAAGGCCUGAAUGCAGAGAGUGAUGUAGCAGAGGAGGAGGAGGAGCAGAAAGAGGAGGAGGAGGAGGAAGAGGAGGAAGGAGGGGACCUGAAAGAGAAGAAGAAAAACAAAACGAAAGGACGGUCCGAGCUGGCAAAUGCAGACUCCCCCCAGGUGAUCCAGGACCCAGAGCAAACAGAAACAGAAGCUUCUCAUCCAGCUGAAGAAGUCCAGAAUGAAAGCGUCCCCUCAGAAACCGAGAUUAUAACGGAGAAUGAAACUGAGAGUGAGAAAACGAUUGAGGAAGAGAAGCCGGCGAUCCUCGCUGAAGAUCUUCAGCAGGAGGAGGACACGGACACAAAAGAGGUGGAGGAGGUGGUUGUAGAUCAGCAGGUUACAGAGGAGGAGCCACCGGAGCAGGCUGCAGAAGAGAAGGAGGUCAUAGAGCUGAAAGAAGCAGAAGAAGAAGAAGAAGAAGAAUUAGAGGAGGAGGAGGAGGACGCAGCAGAGGAAGAAGAGGAAAAGGUGGAGGAAGAGCAGCAAGAGAUGCAGGAGAGCAUUGUACAAGAGCGACAGAUGAUGAGCCAGGAAAACUCGGAUCACCAGUACUCCAGCGGGGACUACAACCAUCAGGCCAAAGAUCUAACAGAAAGGCAGAGUAAGAGGGAGGAGCUCGAGGAUGAAGAGGAGGAUGAGGAGGAGGAUGAGCAGGACGAGCAAGAAGAAGAAGAGGACGGAGAUGAGAGGGAGGUCCACCAAGAGGUCCACACUCUUUACACUUUGAGCCCACACACUCAGGGAUCCGAAGCCGAGGAUUCAAUACGGGAGGAGAAGGUCAGCACCCCUAUGACUGAGGAAGAGGAGGACGACGAAGAGCAGGAGGAGGAGGAUGAGAGGCAGGGGGAGGAAGAAGGAGAGGUGCUGGUGGAGGAGGAAGAGGAGGACAGAGAGUCCAGCAAGGGCUCUCCAACAACAGUGGUCAUAGAAGUCCGCUCCGAGGAGGACGAAGAUGAGGACGAUGAGGAGGAGGAGGAGGAAGAGGAAGAAGAAGAGGAGGAAGAGGACGAAGGAGAGGAGGAGCAGGAUCGUGUCUCAGAGGGCUCGGGGAUCACAGACGACUCGGAGAACUGGGAUAUGACUCGGGGGAAUUUGGGUCUGCUGGAGCAGGCCAUUGCCCUGAAGGCGGAGGAGGUGAAGGGGGGGCAGGAGUCCCAGAGCUCCCCCGAGUAUCACCCGUACAGCUCGUCCAGCAAGAGCUCUGAGCCAUCCACGGCACCGCGGCGCCCCUCACACUACAGCAAAGAGAAGAAGGAAGUGAAGUGUCCGACCCCCGGCUGUGAUGGUACAGGUCACGUGACUGGACUCUACCCUCACCAUCGAAGUCUCUCUGGGUGUCCUCACAAAGACAGAAUACCCCCGGAGAUCCUGGCCAUGCAUGAGAACGUCCUGAAGUGUCCGACUCCCGGUUGCACAGGCCAGGGCCAUGUAAACAGCAACCGCAACACACAUCGCAGUCUGUCCGGCUGCCCCAUCGCUGCAGCAGCUAAGCUGAACAAAGGACAGGACAAGCAGGUUAUUCUCCAGCCGUCAUCCAGCGAACCCUCUUCCAACUCUGACAGAGUGCUCAGGCCUAUGUGUUUCGUGAAACAGCUGGAGAUCCCUCAGUACGGCAGCUACCGGCCCAACACAGUGACGACCACGCCCCGCGCUAACCUGGCCAAGGAGCUGGAGAAGUACUCAAAGGUGUCGUUUGACUAUGCAAGCUUUGACGUCCAGGUGUUUGGAAAGCGUAUGCUCAUUCCAAAGACGCCCAGCAGCACUGAAACAUCACCCAAAGCCUUCAAAUCUAAAUCAUUCCCUAAGGCCUCCUCCCCCAGUCACAGUGUGUCGGGAGGCUUUCCGAAGAGCGCCUCGUCCUCCUCUGGUUAUGACUACAGCCAAGACGCAGAGGCAGCUCACAUGGCAGCGACAGCCAUCCUCAACCUGUCCACACGCUGCUGGGAGAGACCCGAGAGCCUCAGCACCAAGCCCAGGGAGCCCUGCGCCAAGGAAUCGGACAUCGAAGUGGACGAGAACGGCACCUUGGACCUCAGCAUGAAGAAGACAAAGCGGGAGGGCAUGCUGCCUCCAGAGCCUUCACCCUCCUCGUCUUCAUCCUCUCAGCUCAUCUCAACCACCUUGUCUCAGGGCCACACUCAGCCGGAUUGGGAGGGGCCGCUGGAUUUCACCAAGCCCAGUGGAGUCAAAGAGGAAGACCAUGAAGAUGUGGAGUAUGCGGCUCCCUCGUACACCUCAUCGGACUGUGAGGAGGAAGACCCGGAGAACCUGGAGGACAGGAAGUACCCCGGUGAGGUCACCACCAGCAGCUUCAAGGUCAAGUUUCAGCCCAAAGACAAACAAAAAGAGAUUCUUGUAUGUCCAACUCCAGGCUGCGAUGGCAGCGGACACAUCACUGGAAACUACGCCUCACAUCGAAGUCUGUCAGGCUGUCCUCUUGCUGAUAAAUCACUUCGGACCCUCAUGGCUGCCCACACAGCUGAACUAAAGUGUCCGACUCCAGGUUGUGAUGGAUCAGGCCACAUCACAGGAAACUACGCUUCACACAGAAGCCUGUCUGGAUGCCCUCGAGCCAAGAAAAGUGGAGUGAAAGUGACGCCCACCAAGGACGACAAGGAGGACUCAGAGCUGCUGAGGUGUCCAGUUCCGGGCUGUGACAGUCUUGGCCACAUCAGUGGGAAGUACGCCACCCACCGCAGUGCCUAUGGCUGUCCGCUUGCAGCACGUCGGCAGAAAGAAGGUCUUCUUAACGGCACUCCAUUCUCCUGGAAGGCCUUCAAGACCGAGGGUCCGACAUGCCCAACGCCAGGCUGUGACGGUUCAGGACAUGCAAAUGGAAGCUUCCUUACACAUCGCAGUCUCUCAGGUUGUCCACGAGCUACAGCCAACAAGAAGAGAACCAAGUUCCCUGGAGACGAGUAUAUCACUGCAAAGUUCAGAGCCAGUGAUGUUCUGGACAAUGACGAGGACAUCAAGCAGCUCAACAAGGAGAUCAACGAUCUGAAUGAGUCCAACUCAGAGAUGGAGGCCGACAUGAUGAGCCUGCACACUCAGAUCUCAUCCAUGGAGAAGAACCUGAAGAACAUGGAGGAGGAGAACAAACAGAUCGAAGAGAGAAAUGAGGCCUUGUUUGUGGAGCUAUCCGGCCUGAGUCAGGUGCUGAUCCGCAGCCUGACCAACAUCCGCCUGCCAACAAUGCAGGAGCCGCUGUCCGAGCAGAACUUUGACGGCUACGUAGAGACCCUGACCCACAUGUUUACCAAUAAAGACUGCUACCAGAACCCUGAGAACCGGGCUCUGCUGGAGUCCAUCAACCAGGCGGUGAAAGGCAUUGAGGUGUGAUGAGGAAGAGGAGGAGGAAGAGGAGGAGGAGCGUGCGGGGGGAAGGCAGGGCUUCACAGUGACCAACCUUUUCUUUCCAACCCCUUUAGAUACUGUAUGUAAUUAAUUCUUCUCAUUUGGAUCUUUCCCAUCCGUUCUUUGCGUUUGUUUGCUGUUUGCAUGUUGCUUUUAUGACGGUAUGCGUGACUAGAUGAGGGUGUGGGUGUAAAGCGUGUGGUGGCACACCGGAAUCAAACUGUUACUGUGAGCGAGGGUUAAAACAGAACAAAAUCAGGAGUGCAGUAUGCAGCGUUAGCGGAGCAGAUCCUUUAGUUAGUGAACAUUUCCCAUCUCCACUCAAUAAUGUCGAUAGUAUUCUAUAUGAGCAUAGUGAUGUUGCACCUCCAGGACUAGUUUGUAGAUUCAUUCUUAAUAUUGCUGUGUAACUAUUUAAGUCCUUUGCAGAUGUUGGUUUAAUAACUUAUUCAUUCAUGUCUGCUGUAUUUAUUUUGAUUUGUUGGCCUAUUUAUUAUUCAUUAUCUAUUUAUUAACGUUUAUUUAUUUCAAAUCGCUACCUGAGAAGAUUUUAAAACCAAGAGACAGGAAUCAUUUCCUCUGCAUUGUUGAACAAAGAGGAAAUAUUUUAAGAUAUCAACUAUGAAUUCUUUUAUAUAUCUUAUUAUUUAUUUAAAAUACUGGAAUCUUUUUAAGUGCAAAUAUUUUGUAACUGAAAGUUUUUUAAUAAUUUUCUAAGAUUUUUGUUGUUUUUUUUGGUUCUUAUGUUUAUAUGAUUUUUCCUUUUUAUUUUCACAAACUAUUUUGAGUACAUUGCAAUACACUGGGAAUUAUGAGCUGCACAUAUUUGGUAUUUAUUUGGUGAUGAAGAACAAAGUGAUGGUGAAUAUUUAUUUUGUAUUGUCUAUGUGUUAAUGAUGGCUGUGUAUGGAUUAGUCUUUAAGUUGCUCUUGAAUAAAGGUUAACCCGCAGUAAACGUGGA
Messenger RNA from Notolabrus celidotus (New Zealand spotty), 4948 nucleotides. RefSeq names its product myelin transcription factor 1a (gene myt1a). Lineage: Eukaryota; Metazoa; Chordata; Actinopteri; Labriformes; Labridae. Gene Ontology annotation, cellular component: nucleus. Bases 322 to 3972 code for a protein of 1216 amino acids. Gene Ontology annotation, biological process: regulation of transcription by RNA polymerase II. Gene Ontology annotation, molecular function: zinc ion binding; RNA polymerase II cis-regulatory region sequence-specific DNA binding; DNA-binding transcription factor activity, RNA polymerase II-specific. The transcript has 23 exons. The record is from RefSeq and is a predicted model, not a curated record.